This is a messenger RNA of Coregonus sp. 'balchen', 1759 nucleotides long. The record is from the annotation of a GenBank genome assembly. Lineage: Eukaryota; Metazoa; Chordata; Actinopteri; Salmoniformes; Salmonidae.
AUGCUUUCAAUUGAUCCACGGUAGGCUACCAAAAUUGUACAUUCUAUUAGAGACUAACAAUCACACCAGAUGAAAAAAUAAUAAUGCUUGAGAUGUACAUUUGAGAAGGCCUAUGCAAGUCUGGCCAGACAUGACGUAGUGUGAGAUAGUAACUGGAACUGAUGCUGUCACCUUUCCAGUUGGAACACAGCUACAGGGGAUGUGUGAUGUCGGUUCAUUCCGAUGAGUUCAAGGUUCUUUAUGAUGAGUUCUAAGUGUUCCAUUGUAACAGGUCGGGGACAGUCAAUGUGGAGAAGUGGAGUCAAAGUGAGCUGUUUGAAUGGGACAUCAACAGGAUCAGCAGUGGCGGCGCCAGGAUUUUUUCACUGGGGUAGCUAUGGGGUAGCUUGUUCAUUGCAUAGGGGUGGAUUACAUGCAGACACGCGGUCACGCCAGUGAGGUAAGGGAGAAGGAUGUCGACCUCAAACACAACAUAUUGUCGAAUCUACACAUGUACUCAAUGUGUCAUUGAAAAUCAUGUCAGGGUUUGCAAGAAACCAACUCUUAACUCCCAAACAACAGCCCUCCAUUACUCCAAUGCCAAAACAGCUUGGGUUCAAUAUUUUACAGCUAGUAGCCUAAUGUUAUAGCUAUAGGAAACACAGUUAUCUGCAAAUCUUUAGCUACUAGCUAAAUCAUUUACCAAUUUGCAAAAAGUCAAGAGCAACAAUUUUGAAAUGAUAGGACUCGGGUCGGUACACAUUGCCUGUAAAAACAGAUCAAUGAUCAGAUACCCACACAUCCUGAUUUAAACUAAUUUCGCUUGCGAUUUAAAAGAUCUGACUCUGGAUCAGGGGAUAGCUACAGGCACAUUUUACAUAGUUCAAAGACAUGUCAAUCAGCAGGAUUUUUCAACCACUCAAAUUCAAGAGAUUCUGGCUGAGCCAAUGAGGAGGCACGGUGUUAUGUAGGUGGGACCCUUUGUGAGAACAGGAUUUUGAGACAGAAAUAUGGAGACUCGUUAUAUAUAUUGAAAUUAAAACAUUAUUACAUUUUUUCUUGGUGUUGCUAGGCCUAUUUUUGACAAUGCUUCAGCACCGUCUUGCCCCAGCCUAGAGCCGCCACUGAGGAUCAGGAAUUCCCGAAUGUCCAAGCCCUCUAGAAUACCAACCACAGCAUCACGGGUGAGUUGACUCUUGCUAACUCAAACUCUUUAAUGAGUAUGGAGGGGAAAGAGGAAAGAUAACAUCAAUGAUGUGUUUCUUCCUUUAGAGUGCCAAUGUCUCACGGGCAACCACUGCUAGGACCCAACACUCAUGAUUCUAAGACAGACACACUGCAGGACAGCCGGAGUCAGCUCAGAGCUGAUACCAGCCUAAAGAGCAUUGAUCUCAGGCGGUACAGGAAAUCAGUCCAUAUGAGGAACGGUGGUUUGAAGACUUUGAGACCUGUUGGCCCACAGAGACCAAGUAUAUUCCAGUGUACUGGCAUAACUCCAGGUAAAGUCACAUUGCUCAGUUUUAAAUGAAAGAACAGGAACAUUCUUCAGACUUUCUACUGUAACCAUUGAUACAAAAUGUAGUUGUUCAAGACUGUUUCACCUUUUGAUAUGUGAUGAUAUAAUCACAUCUCCCCCUCAGACCCCACGAGGAAUGUGCAAGAGAAAUACCACCAGGGUGACAACACAGCUCCUGUGUUCAGGCGCUUCUAUGAGGUGAUGCUUGAGGAGCCACAGAGGAGACGUCAAGACAGGCAAAGGCAAGCACUGACAUCUCUUUGA